CGUCUUUGUUUUAAUUGACCACGCUCUGCGUGUCCAGUUUACGAGCAGUUUUUACUGUAAAAAGACGAAAGUAGACAAGUUCGCCACCGUUAGCCUAAAACGAAGGUUUAGCUUCUCCGUUCUACCAACACAACGCUAGCUGAGCUAAACAGAUACGACGUUCCAGUUUAACGUGUCAGGAAGCUCCUAACAGUCGCAAACAUGUACGGAAAAGCGGAGUUCCGCCCGGUUCACAUGGACUUCAGCUUUCUCAUCCAGUCCUGCAGCUCAAACAUCCAGAAGAUCACACAGAACACUGCCCAGAUCAAGACCAUGGUAAACCAGCUGGGGACCAGACAAGACACCAGCGAGCUCCAGGACCAGCUGCAGCAGAUUCAGCACUACACCAAUCAGCUUGCAAAAGAAACCAACAAGCACCUUAAGGACCUUGGCUCCACCCCUCUGCCCUCUUCGCCCUCUGAGCAGAGGCAGCAGAAGAUCCAGAGGGAGCGGCUCAUGAAUGACUUCUCAGCCGCUCUCAACAACUUCCAGGCUGUCCAGCGGCGUGCAGCAGAGAAAGAGAGGGAGUCGAUAGCCAGAGCGAGGGCUGGAUCUCGACUAUCGGCAGAAGACAAUUUUCGUGAUGAGAAGCUUGUUUCGUUUGAUAACCAAGAGGAUUUUGGUCAGCUGACUCAGACAGAGGAGGUCGGUGUCACGGAGGAGGACCUGGAGCUGAUCAAGGAGAGAGAGACCAACAUCAGACAGCUGGAGUCUGACAUCAUGGAUGUGAACCAGAUCUUUAAGGACCUGGCUGUGAUGAUCCACGACCAAGGGGAGAUGAUUGAUAGCAUCGAGGCAAAUGUGGAGAACGCUGAAGUUCACGUGGAACGAGGAGCAGAGCAGCUGCAGAGGGCAGCUAUGUAUCAGCAAAAGUCCAGGAAGAAGAUGUGCAUUCUGGCCAUUGUUGUUUCUAUAGUACUCCUGGUCCUGGGUCUUAUCAUCUAUUUUUCUUCCAAAUGAGUGUUUUUGACCAAACAGUGUUUUAUUCUACCCCGUCCCACCUGCAAGCAGAACUGAAGAACAGGAGCACCACUGGGACCAGUCAGUCUUCACUAAAGAUGUGUUGGUCCUAGACCAUCUGAAGUCACGUGGGAUCAUCUGAGCUCAUUGAUGCCUCUGAUUGUAAUUGAAGCUUGAGUUGGGGGGGGGGGGGGGGGGGGGGAUUGAGGAGCAUUUCCGAUGUUCUCUAUUUCUUCUGUGCACUAACACUAGCUGUCACCACAUUUCUAAUGUAAAUAUGUAGUUGUGAAGGACUAACGGAACCGCUUGUUGUAACGCGGAGGUGAUGACGAAAGGAGUCCGAGUGAUGAUGAUGAUGAUGAUGAUGAUGAUGAUGAUGUUGGAUAUAAACAAAGUUAAACAAAUAUUUCUAGUCUGAAUGUUCUGUUAAGAGCUGGAGGUUUAGUGUACAGCGUUUUCAGCCCAUUCCUCACAAGUUCUCGCAGAAGCACAUUAAACGUGUAUAGCAGUUA
This is a messenger RNA of Nothobranchius furzeri (turquoise killifish), 1511 nucleotides long. It is a transcript of the gene stx12, whose product is annotated as syntaxin 12. Gene Ontology annotation, biological process: intracellular protein transport; vesicle-mediated transport; vesicle fusion. NCBI's taxonomy places the organism in Eukaryota, Metazoa, Chordata, Actinopteri, Cyprinodontiformes, Nothobranchiidae. Gene Ontology annotation, cellular component: synaptic vesicle; postsynaptic recycling endosome; endomembrane system. Gene Ontology annotation, molecular function: SNARE binding; SNAP receptor activity. The record is from RefSeq and is a predicted model, not a curated record.